AUGCAUUGCCCCAUCGACGACGAGGGUCACUACAUCAAGAUUCAUACAAUCAUCGCAUCUGGUGAGGCAACAGUUGUUGUCCAACGGGGUGAUGUGGCAAUUAAAAUGGCAAUCGUGUAUAAGAAUUACACGUUGGAGAGAGUGGAAGACAACCGUGAAAGGAUUCGGCGAGAGCAAGAGGUCUGGCGGCGCAUUCAGCCCGACUUCGAUCUCCCAGUGGAAGGCAUCGUCCCUUGUCUCGACCUUCCUGGAGAUACAAUCGAGAUGAGAUACAUGUCCGGAGGUACGCUUGCAAAUCGACUGAAACACAGAGCACCACCCAGCAUCGAGCUUCAGAAGCGCUGGUUUCGUCAGCUUGCUAUCGGUCUGCACAAUCUUCAUCAACGUCGCGUCAUUCACAGUGAUCUUCUCAGCCGCAACAUUCUACUAGAUGACUCGUCCAAUGUGGUAAUUGCUGACCUCGGUGCCUCGAGUAUCAUGCCCAUGGACACUGUCAUGGCAGAUGCAGUGGACGAAUAUAAUUGCUCCAUCUGGACUGAUCUUUGCCAGCUGGGCCUCGUGUUCUAUGAAAUUGUCACUGGGAGACACACCGGUAUCAGGCUUUACCAUAGCGGUGGCACUGAUGACUCGGUCGCCGUUUUCCCAUCCCGGGAUAAACUCCCUACGCUAGACAAGCGAAUCUGGGCCCGGGAUAUUAUCGAGACCUGCUGGAAGAAGGGUGGAUAUGGGGCUGUAGGAGCGGCGGGGAUUCUGGCGAAGCUGGAUAAAAUGCAAGGUCCUCGCCGACGUUGA
Messenger RNA from Penicillium griseofulvum, 792 nucleotides. RefSeq lists its product as uncharacterized. The transcript has a single exon. NCBI's taxonomy places the organism in Eukaryota, Fungi, Ascomycota, Eurotiomycetes, Eurotiales, Aspergillaceae. The record is from RefSeq and is a predicted model, not a curated record. Gene Ontology annotation, cellular component: cytoplasm. Gene Ontology annotation, biological process: protein phosphorylation. Gene Ontology annotation, molecular function: ATP binding; protein serine/threonine kinase activity. Bases 1 to 792 code for a protein of 263 amino acids.